Chrysemys picta bellii (western painted turtle) is the source of this 693-nucleotide messenger RNA. NCBI's taxonomy places the organism in Eukaryota, Metazoa, Chordata, Testudines, Emydidae. The record is from RefSeq and is a predicted model, not a curated record.
GCUCUGUCUCUUUGCCCUGCACUGUCGGGGUUGAACUUCCUGGGUCAGAAGCUGCUGCCGCCUCCAUCCAUUGCAAUCCCGGAACCCGGACUGAUCAGCUGCUCCCCAGCGGGGUGUGUGCGGGGAGAGCCCUUCCUUAGCGCCCCUGUGCCCAGCCGGGGGGACUUUCUCCGGGGGCUGGAACCAGCCCCUGGGGCAGCCCCGGGCUCUGCCGACACCAGCCCCUGAGCCGGAGCCUGCAGGUUGUCCCAUGCCCUCCAGAGACAGGGAAGGGAAAUGACUGCAGUGGAGCUGGUGACCUUUGAGGAAGUGGCUGUGUAUUUCUCUGAGGAAGAAUGGGCUCUGCUGGACCUGGGUCAGAGAGCCCUCUACCGGGAUGUCAUGCGGGAGAAUUAUGAGACUGUGACUUCGCUGGGAUUUCUGAUUUUCAAACCUGACAUCAUCUCCUGGCUGGAUCAAGGAGAGGAGCCAUGGCUCCCUGAUCUCCAUGGAUACAAGGAAAGAGAGAUCCUGAGAAACACCCACACAGGUUCCCAUCCCCCCCGGCACAGGGACUGACUCCUGUCUGGAUUCUCUCUCUGUCCCAGCAGAUGAUGGGAUGGUGAGUGAGAUUGAGGAGGAGAAUCCUGAGCAGGAAGGUCCUGAGCAAGUGGAACCACAGGGGACAGUAUCGGGAAGAGCUGAAGGGGAUAU